GUGUUUGUUAAUUUUUAAUUUAUUAAAAAUUUUUUAUGUUUGUAUUGAUGAUAGCUUAAAUAAGUGAAAUUAAAAAAAUAAAAUCAUGAGUGUUUUAAGGAAUAUUUUUCGACCGGCUUACAGUGCAGCUAAAAUUUCAGCAGUUAAAUUAAAUAAUAUAAAUAAAAAAACAUUCUCAGUGUUACGUGUCUUUACAGAAUUUUCAAAACUUGAGAAUAAAAAAAUAAACCAACCAAUUUCUCACAAUCGAAAUUUUUCUUCUGAAGUAAACGCAGAACAAAUAUGCAAUAUAGGUACAAUAGGUCAUGUGGAUCAUGGAAAAACUACUCUGACAGCAGCUAUAACAAAAGUCCUGUCAGAGGAAUUUAAAAACUGCAAAUAUGUUCCAUUUGACCAAAUUGACAAAGCUCCUGAGGAGAAAGCACGUGGCAUCACAAUAAACAUUGCUCAUGUUGGUUACUCAACUAAAUUACGCAGAUAUGCUCACACAGAUUGUCCAGGCCACAGUGAUUUUAUAAAAAAUAUGAUCAGUGGAGCGUCACAAAUGGAUGGGGCUAUUCUUGUGGUAGCUGCUGAUGAUGGGACUAUGCCGCAAACUAGAGAACAUCUUUUUCUAGCAAAACAACUCAAUAUAAAACACAUUGUUGUCUUUAUCAACAAGGCAGAUCUUGUUGAUGAUGAGCUGCUGGACCUGGUUGAAAUAGAAGUGCGAGAGCUUUUAACUGACCUUGGAUUUGACGGUAUAAGUGCACCAGUUAUCCGUGGGUCUGCGCUUUUGGGUUUGAAUAGUGAUAAUUCUAAAUUUGGAGUCCCAGCAAUUAAAGAUCUACUGGAUGCUGUAGAUAAUUACGUACCGACUCCUAAAAGAGACUACGACUCACCUUUCCUGUUACCAAUUGACAAUGUGAUAAGUGUACCCGGCAGAGGUACCGUAGUAGUGGGUACAAUUAAACGAGGGAUCAUUAAAAAAAAUGCACCUGCUGAUUUGUUGGGUUUUGAUGAGCAAACUCGAACCACUGUUGGGGACAUUCAAAUAUUCCAAAAAAGUGUACCUCAAGCUCUCGCUGGAGAAAAUGUAGGAAUUUUAUUACGUAGCGUUAAGUAUAAUAAUGUCUUUAGAGGGAUGAUGCUCAGUCAGAAAGAUUCACUUCUUUCGACAAAUCAUUUUGAAGCACAGAUGUUUUUAAUUAAAACUGCUGAAGGUGGCCGACAUCGACCUUUACCUGCAUCAGGUCACUGCUCGCCAAUUUAUAGUUCAACGUGGUCAGUACAAUGUCGUUUUGAUUUAAUGCUUGGCCAAGGAAAUAAUAUGUUGAUGCCUGGUGAACAAUGUUCCACAAAAUUGACUCUUGUAAAACGAAUGCCAAUGAUGGUAGGACAGACCUUUACAGUAAGAGAAGGAAGAAACACAGUUGCUACGGGUCAAAUAACAAAAUUAUUGAAGCCUUUAAUUGUUGAUAAAAGAAAACUAAAUCAAGUUGUAGUGCCUGGGUUAGAUAAUUAAAAAUUAAUAAAUAAAAUGUAUAAGUAAAUGUAAAAAUAAUAAACAAAAAUUUUUUUAA
Messenger RNA from Cotesia glomerata, 1562 nucleotides. Its product is annotated as elongation factor Tu-like. Gene Ontology annotation, cellular component: mitochondrion. Gene Ontology annotation, biological process: mitochondrial translational elongation. The record is from RefSeq and is a predicted model, not a curated record. The transcript has 5 exons. Lineage: Eukaryota; Metazoa; Arthropoda; Insecta; Hymenoptera; Braconidae. The coding region runs from base 86 to 1504 and encodes 472 amino acids. Gene Ontology annotation, molecular function: translation elongation factor activity; GTPase activity; GTP binding.